Molecule: messenger RNA, 1856 nt
Organism: Triticum dicoccoides
Lineage: Eukaryota; Viridiplantae; Streptophyta; Magnoliopsida; Poales; Poaceae
Product: glutamate receptor 2.1-like
Exons: 4
Coding region: 1-1539 (512 amino acids)
Cellular component (GO): membrane
Molecular function (GO): ligand-gated monoatomic ion channel activity
Source: RefSeq, a predicted model, not a curated record
AUGCAUUUGAGCUUUGCAGCCGAGGACCUGAUCAAUGAAGUGCAAGCCAUCGUCCGGGGCCCUAAGACACUGACCAAAUCAUAUCACGUCCCGCACACGGCCGCCCACAACAACAUUCCGGUUCUCUACGACACUCCAUGGACACCGUGCGCCUUCUGCCUUGGAGAUCAUGUAACUGCUUCAGUAGGCCAUGCCAAGACUGGCUUUACACUUGGAUCAAAUGCCAGCAUGAUGUUUCCUUGCCCAAAAACCAAGGGAAGGAACAGCAUGACACUAGAUACAAGAGGAGAUUCGGAAAAAAGAUGCAAAGAUCGGAAGGUGCUGAAGAUUGGCGUGCCACUGAAGCUGGGUUUUCAACAUUUUGUGGAUGCUCUUGAUCCUAUUUCCGAGAAACAAAAUGUCACUAGCUACAACAUUGAUAUCUUGGAGGAAGUUACGUGGAUUUUACGUCCUAGUACGAGCUAUGAGUAUGCUAGCUUUAGCGGUACUUAUGAUGAGUUUGUAUGCAAAGUGUAUUUGGCGAUGUAUGAUGCUACAGUAGGCGAUGCCACCAUUUCCGCGCGACAAGUCACCGUCAUUGACUUUACGAUGCCAUACACGGAGUCUGGUCAAAUUAUUAGAAGCCCCUUGUCAAAAGUUGUUGUGGUAAUAUGGUGCUUUGUAGUGCUGAUUCUGAUACAGAGCUACACAUCAAGCUUGUCAUCCAUAUUAACCACAAAGAGGCUCCGUCCUUGGGUGAUUGAUCUAGACCAGCUCCAACGCAGUGGUGACUUUGUAGGAUACCAAGAUGAUUCAUUUGUGCGGUUCUUCUUGAUGAAUUGCCAUAAUAUCAGUGAAAGUAGGUUAAAAGCCUACACAACGAAGGAAGAAUAUGCUGCCGCUUUGAGGAAGGGGUCCAAAAAUGGAGGGGUGUCAGCUAUUGUUGGUGCGAUCCCCUAUUUAACAUCUUUCCUCUCUGAUAAUCGGUACAAAGAUGAUUUUAUGAUGCUUGGUUGCAUAUACACGACUCCUGGAUUUGGUUUUACAUUUCGUCUAGGUUUUCCGCUAGUGCAAAACCAUUCAACUGCCAUCCUGAACCUACCAGAAGGGGUUAGCGACUCACAACAAGAAGUGAGAUGUUUUGGCACCACUUCAGUGCUGAUGGGCGAUGACACAGUUCCUGACUUUGGUUCUACACCUCUCACUUUACAAAACUUCUCGGGGCUCUUCGUCAUCACUGGAUCCAUUUCAACUAUCAUGAUACUGAUAGCCAUUGUGAGGUUGGUUUAUGCCAAAUGCACCAGGUUGAGAAACACCGACUUGGAAAGCGCCAGGGAUAAUAGUGUCGAAGAGGAUCCCCGUUCGAUGCAGAACGGCUUGGACGACAACCCUGGCCCUAGCCAACAACUCCUCCAUGAAGACGGAGAUGAUAAUUUCCAGGGUGUGCGUGAGGGCGGCCAAAAUGAUGGGGGUUCUCAGCCUGACCCAGUGCAGCAGAAUGUCAUGCACGGUGGCAUCACCCCUGCAGGACACUUCCAGAUUGAAACUAACAAUGUCUGAGUCGAGAAAUGCCCAAGAUGAAGGGAAGCAUCGGAUGCGAGGAAUGUGAGAGAAGUACGCCAAACCUUGGAAGUACUUCUCUCGUCAUUGAAGUGAUGCUGCUCUCUAAACCUUGGACCAAUUAGAAUUAGCUCCCUUUUCUCCUUCCCACACUUUUGAGAGAGAUUUGAUGUUGAAUGAGUGAUGUGUAUAUUGUCUACUCAGACUGAUAUUGCUACCCACGCUACUCAGACUGCUAUUGCUACCUCACGCAUUUGAAGCAACCGACAUACUAGAAUUCUCUGAUUCCAUUUGCAAAAAAUAAAUCAUUUAGACAU